GAGUCCAGGAUGAGUUAUGCAGAAAAACCUGAUGAAAUCACGAAAGAUGAAUGGAUGGAAAAGCUUAAUAACUUGCAUAUCCAGAGAGCAGAUAUGAACCGCCUUAUCAUGAACUACCUUGUUACAGAGGGCUUUAAAGAAGCAGCAGAGAAAUUUCGAAUGGAGUCUGGAAUUGAACCCAGUGUUGAUCUGGAGACUCUCGAUGAAAGAAUAAAAAUUCGAGAAAUGAUAUUGAAAGGACAGAUUCAAGAAGCCAUUGCGUUAAUAAACAGCCUCCAUCCGGAAUUGUUAGAUACAAACAGAUAUCUUUACUUCCAUUUGCAGCAGCAGCAUUUGAUUGAACUGAUUCGGCAGCGUGAGACAGAAGCAGCUCUGGAAUUUGCUCAGACCCAAUUAGCAGAGCAAGGCGAGGAGAGCAGGGAAUGCCUGACAGAAAUGGAGCGUACGCUGGCUUUGCUUGCCUUUGAUAAUCCUGAAGAAUCACCAUUUGGAGACUUGCUUAACAUGAUGCAGCGACAGAAGGUAUGGAGUGAGGUUAAUCAAGCUGUUCUAGACUAUGAAAAUCGUGAAUCAACACCCAAGUUGGCAAAAUUACUGAAACUACUACUGUGGGCUCAGAACGAGCUGGACCAGAAGAAAGUGAAAUAUCCCAAAAUGACAGACCUCAGCAAGGGGACGAUUGAAGAACCCAAGUAAAAUGUGUGCAGAUGGACAUCAAACAAUCUUAGUACUGCACAGUAUACAUUUAUAUCAGUCUGUGACUGAAAUAUUUUUACUACAGUACAGCACUCGAUUCAGAUUUUUCAAUGAACAUCUAAUUUGAAGGGAGAAAAGUCCCUUUUAAAUGCUGCAAAAACUGCAUUGAAAGGCGCUGUAUCUCUUUGAAAGUCUGACUUAGGCUAUGCACUAUAAUACAUUUUUAAAAAAACAAUUAAACAGGACAGGAAAAAUAGCAUUUUUAAAAAUACAAAACUCAAGCUUUCUAAUUGGCUACUGAUACCUAGUUUAGUGGCCGGUGAGUUAAUACGGAGUUAUAUUGGCAACUAUUCAGUUAAGUUUAACUGUCUCCUGUUUGAAAUGUGUAUAUAGAACAGUGAAUAUUUUCUACCUUUAAGUUAUAGCCAGAUAUACAUUCCCCUUAAAAGUAACUGGUCAAGUUUUCAUCUAUAAACUUUGCAGUAAGGUCAACCUUUUGCUUAGGAAAUAGUGUACAAACUUGUAAAUCAUAAUUUAAGGACUUUUUUUUUUUUUUUUUUCCAUUUCUGACUUUUUGGUGCUUUAUAUGGCGAGAGCUAUGUUCAUAAUGGAUCAGUGACCCAUCUUUUCAGGAGGAGUAUUGUUGGAAAUAAGUUGUGUUUUUUCUUAAUUUUCACGAAUGACCAAAACGGCCCCCCGAGGCGUUUGAGGGUUUUUGUCAACAGGGGCCUUCCCCCCUAUAUUAAAUUUGCAGCUGUAGACACUGCAGUCCUUCUGCUGAGGCUUUGAAGGCUGCUGGAUGUUUGUAAGCUAAAAGACACGCUUGUGUUAGAAAAUUCAGUGGGGGGGAGAGGUGCUCGUUGAAGCCUCUGAUGUGUCAUCUUGUGCAGGGUCUGCCUUUAUGCUUGCGGAAUAAGAAUCGUAGUUUUAGAGCUACUUGGGCUGUUUUUAUGCCUCGAGCUGAGCAGAGCAGGGCUGUCUAAAAACAGCAAUUUCCGUUUUCUGAUUGCUUCCGUACCUUUCUGAAGAGAUGCAGUUCAUCUUCAUCUGUAUUUGUUUUCUGACUGUCCUCACUCCAGUUAGGAUUAUAGUUUUACUGUUUUACACGUGGAGUCCAGACUUUCAAGUCAGUAAAUUGUAAUCUUCUGGGUAUGGGAUGUUCUGGUCGACUCAGUUUUGCAGCACUGUCCACUGGUAUGUAUCCAGUGGUUGCAAGCACUAAUCUUGCCAAAUCGAUCUUUAGAUUUUUAGGUCUGGAUAUCAAGUUAACACAGAUUUGCUGAACAAAGACCGAGCUGAUGGGUGAAAUAGCUUAACAUCAUGAGACACUGGCAGCUGUCACACCAGUCCCAUACUGUACAUAAUCUAGUCUUGUAUGGUAGAUAUUACCCUGUAGAAUGAAACUUAGUUUUCACUUAAUUUUACUGGAAUACUUACGCAUUAAACUGUAUAAAGCUUUGCAGAUACACCUGACUUACGGAAACUAACAAAACCUGUUACUGAUUGCAUUACUGUGAACACUGUUUACUUGUGUAGCUAUUUUUUUGUGGGGGGAAAUCGUUGUUUGUGAAGCAGCUAUUAGAGAUGCAGAGCGCCGAGGUUAAGCUGGAUGAUGGAUACAACAAAAUGAUUUGUUCCCAUUUAUUACCGAUCAUUCUGUUCUCCACUUUGAGGCAUUUGUGGUAUGGAGGUCUUAAAGUUUAUACGUAACAAACAAGCUAUCAGUAGCCCCCCCCCCAACUACUACAGCGGUCUAGCUUUCCUUCACCCAGGCUGGUUAUUCUAACAUCAAACUUUUAACAGUUGUGGGUUAUUUUGGGUUUUUUGUUUGUUUGUUUGUUUGUUUUUUUCUUUUUCCAGUCGGUUGUUGUCUGAAGACCAUGUAUAACUUUUAGUUUGUGAGAAACUGUAUGGUUAAUGUAACUUUGUUUAAUAACAAACUGCAGAAACAAAACUGGAAUAGCUCUAAUUUCUUCAUAUGUAACUGAUCAGCUUUUCCUCUGUUCUGACACUUGUGUUGUUAAAUCUCAUCUAAAGCUUCUCUCGGAUGAAGUGGAAAGUGGUGCGUUUUUGUAGCAUGACUAGCAUUUUUCUCCAUGAGAAAUGCAGUAUUACAGUCCUGGUUGAGAAGUUCACUGUACUUCUAGAACGCUACAUUAAUUUCGUACAGUAUUUGGGCAAAGAUUGAGCAUAGAUUACUUGAAUUUUCACUAGCUUGGUUUUUUUUUCCAUUAAAAAAUAAACAUGUUUUUUAAGGGGUUUAAUAUAAAAUUAGUAGAGAACUAUUUCACUUUGUUUUUAUGAACAUGCCACAUUGAUAAGCAGCUUUAAUCUGUAAAGUUUUUGGUAACUGCAAGAAAAUAUUCGAAAGCUAUGCAUUUUAGAGAAAGCAUAAAUGUAGUGAUAAUGGUACUUCUAAGGAUCUUUAUAUUAGUGUAUAUAAAAUAGUUUGCAUAUACAAAUAUAAUAUAUAAUCUGUUUGAAAUAUUCUUGAAUGGUAGGGGCUGUGAAACAUAAUUUAUGGAAAUACUGUACACAGUAAACAGAUCUCAGUACACGAAUGAACUUUUGUCAUAUGCAUGAGAAAUGUCUUAUUUGGUGACUACUAAUGAGUGGGAUUUUGUUAACCCGUUUUUGUUAGAUAACCACUUUAACAAAUAAUAUUAAAUGCCACUUUGAUCAGU
This is a messenger RNA of Opisthocomus hoazin, 3380 nucleotides long. NCBI's taxonomy places the organism in Eukaryota, Metazoa, Chordata, Aves, Opisthocomiformes, Opisthocomidae. The record is from RefSeq and is a predicted model, not a curated record.